AUGGUGACCACAGCCGCCGCUUCUUCUCUCCCUACCACCCGCUCCUCCUCCCCUACUCCACCCACAAACCGCUUUUCCACUCCCCCACCUCCGCCACCCGCCGGCGCCGUCCCGACCGACUUCCGCUCCUCCUUGGCCGCAUGGUGGAACAACACCUCAUACAAAGAAGCUCGGAUCGCCGAGGAACGACUAUUGAGGCGGAUGGCUCACUUUCAACCUCCUCCGCCUGUCGAAGAGGGGAGAGGAUGGUUUGGACGCGCUGCUACGGCGGCGCCUACGCCUCAUCCGGAGAUGCACCAAGAAGCCCCGGCGUCCGCUGCGGACGUAACGAGCGCGCAUCAGCGUCAAGGGGAGGAGGUGUCUCAACCUAUUCCGAUCGAAGGGACAAAGCUGGUCGCUACCCUCCGGAACGUGUUCAUUUCGACGCCAAACCCGCUUGCGGCGCCGCAGCAUCCGGCGGAUCCGAUCAUCGUGGAGCACGAUUCGCCAGCGGGGUCAGCGUCAUCCUCUCAGGCGAGUCUGGACAAGACGUGCAAGGACAAGGUCAAGUCUGCAGGGAGGCGAAAGGCGGGCAAGACGGAGGAUUAUCUGAAUACGCUGGAGAUCAGCCGACCGGAAGAUCGGGGCGAAAAGGAGGCUGUUGUGGUUCUGCACGGAUAUGCCGCCGCACUAGGCUUCUUCUUCCGAAACUGGGACGCCAUCUCCCAGCACGCAGCCUCUACCUCCCGUCGCACCUUCUUCCUCGACUGGCUCGGAAUGGGCCUCUCCUCCCGUCCCGCUCCCGCCCUCCUCUCUUCACCUUCUGGCACACCCAUCCCCGCCCGCGUCGCCCGCGCAGAACACUUCUUCCUCUCAUCCCUCGAAUCAUGGCGCGAAGCGGCCGGGAUCGAGCGUAUGAUCCUCGUCGGCCACUCGCUCGGUGGCUAUCUCGCCAGCGCGUACGCCGUGCGUUAUCCACAUCGCGUAAGCGGGUUGAUCCUAGUCAGUCCGGCAGGAAUACCCCAUGGGAAGGAGUAUACGCGGUAUGAGACGACGGCGGAGGCGGAGCGGCAGCGCGCGCUGGGUGGGGGAGUAGCGGGAGUGGAGAAGGGCACAGGGAAGAAGGUGGAUGAGGAUACGAUACAAGGGGGCAGUCUGGACGAGGCGGCGGCGGCGGCGGAUGCGGAGCUGGGGGGCGGGGAUGCGGCUGCUGCGGAGGCAAAGGGAGAAGCGAAGGAGUGGAACAAGAAUCAGACGCUUCUGAGGAAGAACAUGAUGAAGUUCUUCACUUGGGGCUGGGAAAAAGGAAUCUCCCCAUUCACCUUCCUCCGCACCAUGGGCCCGUUCGGACCCAUGUUUGCCGGCCGAUACUCUCUCCGCCGGUUCGCCGCCCAAUCCGACGAGGACGUGCGCGACCUGCACGGGUACAUCUACAAUACGUCCGUCCUCAAGGGUAGCGGCGAGUUUUGUAUCAGCCAUAUUUUGGCGCCGGGGGCUUAUGCGCGGGUACCGAUUGUGGAUCGGAUAGGGGGGUUGAAGGUGCCUGUGACGUUCUUGUAUGGCGACAAUGACUGGAUGGACGUCCAAGGCGGACAUGAUUCCGCUGUCGAGCUCAAGAAGGCCGGGAAUGACAAUUGCGCAGUGCACGUCGUCAAGGAUGCCGGCCACCAUGUCUACCUGGACAACCCGGAGGAUACGAAUCGGAUCAUCGGCGAGGCGAUCCGGGCGAUCCCAAAGACGCUUUAG
Messenger RNA from Dioszegia hungarica, 1725 nucleotides. RefSeq names its product Alpha/Beta hydrolase protein. The record is from RefSeq and is a predicted model, not a curated record. Gene Ontology annotation, biological process: cardiolipin acyl-chain remodeling. Gene Ontology annotation, molecular function: A2-type glycerophospholipase activity. Gene Ontology annotation, cellular component: mitochondrial inner membrane. NCBI's taxonomy places the organism in Eukaryota, Fungi, Basidiomycota, Tremellomycetes, Tremellales, Bulleribasidiaceae. The coding region runs from base 1 to 1725 and encodes 574 amino acids. The transcript is spliced from 4 exons.